Messenger RNA from Epinephelus moara (kelp grouper), 2343 nucleotides. Its product is annotated as GTPase IMAP family member 7-like. The transcript has 2 exons. The coding region runs from base 174 to 1418 and encodes 414 amino acids. The record is from RefSeq and is a predicted model, not a curated record. Lineage: Eukaryota; Metazoa; Chordata; Actinopteri; Perciformes; Serranidae. Gene Ontology annotation, molecular function: GTP binding.
GGCUCUAUGUCAGUGAGGUUAAUCUCCUUUCCUAUCACACACACACACACACACACACAAUAUAAAGUGAAACUAGAAUAAAAGCAAACUGAGAGGACAGGAGAAAGACACACAGGACAGUGAUCUGGUAGAUCCAAAUACUUUAAGUCUUCACUUACUCCUCAUCUAACAACAUGGACGACACAAGGAGAGUUGUCAUUCUGGGAAAAACUGGAGUCGGGAAAAGCACCCUGGCUAACACCAUACUUGGAGAGGAACCAUUCAAGGUUGAUGCUACUUCCAACUCUGCAACAAGAGAAUGUCGAGCACAAACCAGAUCUGUCAAUGGAAGAAACAUCACUUUGGUCGACACUCCUGGUGUCUUUGACACAGAUAGACCAGAGGAGGAGCUGAAGCGUGAGAUAGUGAGGUGUAUCAUAGAGUGCGCUCCUGGGCCUCAUGCUUUUCUCAUUGUGCUGAAAGUGGAGAAAUUUACAAAGCAGGAGCUGGCCGUCAUCAACAAAAUACGCCAAUACUUCUCUGAAGAAGUCUUCAAAUAUGCCACAGUUGUCUUCACUCAUGGAGACCAGCUGGAGGGACAGACAAUUGAGGAAUUUGUCCGUCAGAAUAAGUCAUUGAGUGAUCUGGUGAAGAAGUGCGGAGGCCGCUGCCAUGUCAUUGAUAAUAAAUACUGGAAAGACAAACCAAACGAUGAAUACAGGAGCAACAAGUACCAGGUACCCAAACUACUUAACACAAUAGAUAAGGUAACUGGGGCAAACAGAGGAGGCUGCUACACCAAUGAGGCGCUCCAAGUAGUACAGGAAAUAAUUAAACAAAAGAAGAUGCACAUUAGAGAGUCAUCAGGAAACAUGUCAGAAGAAGAGAUCACACGGCAGGCUGAAGACAGAGUAGAUAAGGAGAUCUGGAUCAGACUGGCAGGUGUUGGAACAGGUGCAUUGUUAGGAGCUUUGUUUGGUGCAGUAGCGAUGGUCGGAGUAGUUGUCUACGCUUUAAAGAAACUAGUGCCUGCAUCAGGAGCAGCAGCUGUGGGAGGAACAACAGCAGCAGGAGCAGCAGCAGGAGCAACAGCAGGAGGAGCAGCAGCUGUGGGAGGAACAACAGCAGGAGGAGCAGCAGCUGUGGGAGGAACAACAGCAGCAGGAGCAGCAGCAGGAGCAACAGCAGGAGGAGCAGCAGCUGUGGGAGGAACAACAGCAGGAGGAGCAGCAGUAGCAGGGGGACUAGGAGUAACUGCAACAACAUUCAUCGCAGCUGCAGGGGUAUCUGCUGCAGCAGGAGCAGUAGUGGGAGGUUAUACAGGAUAUCAUGCAGCUGAGGGAGCAGACACGCCAUGGGACGCAGUAAAGAUGUCAGCAGCUGCUGUCAAGAGGGGAGUCAAGAGGCUCCAUGAUGGACUGAUGAAGCCUCUUGGAUAAGAGGUGAAAUGUCUUCUAAGACAAAACUAAGUCCAGUUGCCUUGAGAUAUCAAUAGAGUCCUGUCUCCCUGUUGAUCACGUGAAAAUCUUGUUUUAACCCAUCGUUAACCUUUGAGCUGAGGUACAUUUAUUUAUGUCACAGGUUUUAUCUUGUCUGAGCUUCAAGCACCUUUUCCUGUUUCACAAGGUAUUUUCAUGCCUCCACGAUAGGCGGCCAGAGGCAUUAAGUUUUCAGGUUGUCUGUCCGUCCCUCCAAUUCUUGAUAACGUGGUAUCUCAAAAGAAUGCCAAAUUUGGCACAAAUGUCCACUUGGACACAACCAUGACCUGAUUAAAUUUUUGUGGUCAUUGGUCAAAGGCCAAGGUCAGUGUAACCUUGCAUCAGCCUCAAUCUCAUGAACACGACUCCUCUUGAACGCCUGGAAGGAAUUUUUUGAAUUUGGCAAAAAUAUCCACUUAGACUGAAGAAUUUGGUGUUCAAAGGACAAAGGUCUUGUUUUCUGAGGUCAGGGCUACGUCCCCAAUGUCCUCAAGUCCUAAAAAACACCCCCACGUACAGCAAACGCCAGGGGGUUGAAAACAAGCAACACAUUUGUUAUAUUUACUGAUAAAUAUUUUAAUGUUUCUUUACUAACUGGUUGUCAUUUUGCAAAAGUUGCCCCUGAGCACGGCAAGUUGAGCAUCCCUGCUGUAAACUGAAGCUACAAACCACAAAUAUAAAAUCGUUUUAACAUAUUUUAUGUCUGAGAUCUUUUAAAAAUGUUGUAAUCAAAUCAAUGUACUCAUUGUUCACUGUUCUCUGUUGCAAAAGCUAACCAGCAAAUAUCAUUUAAUCUAUGUACAACAUCAUUUUGUUCCAAUAGCUGUGAUUGUUAGUGGAUUAAAAUGUAUGACCAAGAUAAAUAUGAACAAUCAAUAAACUCAAA